Molecule: messenger RNA, 183 nt
Organism: Sphaeroforma arctica JP610
Lineage: Eukaryota; Ichthyosporea; Ichthyophonida
Exons: 1
Molecular function (GO): ATP binding; protein serine/threonine kinase activator activity
Source: RefSeq, a predicted model, not a curated record
AUGUCGUCUCCAAAGAACCCGACUGUUUAUCCCAACCGCAAGGAGGACUAUGAGUUGAAGGAUGUGAUAGGCAAAGGGGCUACGGCUUCGGUCUAUACAGCCAUGUGCAUACCUUUGAAUACAACUGUUGCCGUCAAAGUUAUAAACUUGGAGAUGUACGGCGCAAACAUAGACGAAAUCAGG